AUGGCCGAUGCCGGGUCCCUUGGGGAAGUCGUGGUGCGCUGCAUUGAUGACCUACAGUUCCAGGUCGUGGUAUUGCGAGUCCACAGUGACACUGCAGAUGUGUUGUACCUGGACGAUGGCAAAGUGGAGCCGGGCGUACCUGCAGACGAAAUUGACUGGCAAGCCAGCGAUGGAAGGAAGCUCUCGACGGACCAUCCAUUUUUCGAGGCGGGUGUGGAGAAGUUAGUCGAGAUGGAAGCGGCAACCACGGCCGCGUUCGAACCCACAACGAGCAACAUGCGUUGGGAACAAGGCAGAUUCCGGGAGGAGGACGGCGCGGUGGUUCUCUCCAGCUGCAUCGCGGUCCUCAUGCCGCAGGUAGUCAAGGACUGGGACUCGGAGGCUGCCAUGCAAGCUUGCGGAGCCGGCUUGCCGGAACCCCAGUAG
Molecule: messenger RNA, 426 nt
Organism: Symbiodinium natans
Lineage: Eukaryota; Dinophyceae; Suessiales; Symbiodiniaceae
Source: the annotation of a GenBank genome assembly